Molecule: messenger RNA, 1649 nt
Organism: Hevea brasiliensis (rubber tree)
Lineage: Eukaryota; Viridiplantae; Streptophyta; Magnoliopsida; Malpighiales; Euphorbiaceae
Product: 3,9-dihydroxypterocarpan 6A-monooxygenase-like
Exons: 2
Coding region: 73-1590 (505 amino acids)
Cellular component (GO): membrane
Molecular function (GO): oxidoreductase activity, acting on paired donors, with incorporation or reduction of molecular oxygen, NAD(P)H as one donor, and incorporation of one atom of oxygen; iron ion binding; heme binding
Source: RefSeq, a predicted model, not a curated record
UUCAUCGAUUAUAUAUUUCAAUCCAAAGACUUUGAGAUCUCUCUCAUCUUCCAGCUAUAACAAAAGCUUAUCAUGGCAACUAUUAUUGUUCUCUUCGCCUGGAUCAUUGUUGCUCUUCUGGUGCGAACCUUAGUCAAAAUAAUUACAAAUUCUUGCCCCAGGACUCGCCACCCUCCUGGUCCUCCAUCUCUACCCAUCAUAGGCCACCUUCACUUGCUAAGCUCUAAUUUACCAAAAUCUCUUCAAAUCCUAGCUAGUCGCUAUGGCCCAAUCAUGCAGAUCCUAAUGGGAGGAAAGCCUGUUGUUGUAGUAUCAGACGCAAAAACAGCCAAAGAAAUUUUGAAAACCCAUGACGUUGAUUUUGCUUCUAAGUAUGUUCUUGGUUUCGGUCUCUCAAAAUUCAACAUAUAUGAUGGGAAUAGCUUCGUCAACUGCCAAUAUGGAACGUACUGGAGGUUCAUGAAGAAGCUAUGCAGGACACAGCUAUUUGCAGGGCCACAGCUGGACCUGUUUAUCCAUAUUCGAGAGCAAGAAACGCUAAAGCUUUUAAAAUCACUAGUGGAGAGAUCUAGAGAAGGAGAACCCUGUGAUUUAGGUAUGGAAAUAUCAAACUUGUCAAAUAAUAUUAUUUGCAAGAUGACACUGGGCAAAAGAUGUGCAGAGGACCCUAAUUUACCCAUGAAGAUAAGGAAAUCGAUUGGAGCCAUGAUGGAAUAUACAGCAAAGCUAAGCUUCACUCAAGUCUUUGGGCCUUUGAAGAAAUUUGAUCUCUCUGGAAAUGGGAAAAAGCUUAUAUCAGUGACUUGGGAGUUCGACGGGCUAAUGGAGCAGCUCUUCAAGGAGUAUGAAGAUAGCAGAAUUAAUGAUUCAGGACAAGAAGAGAAUGAUUUGAUAAGCAUAUUGUUGGAGACCUACAGAGACACAAGUGCCGAACUGAAAAUAACCAGAAAUCAGAUCAAAACUUUCUUCCUUGAAAUAUUCUUGGCGGGUGUGGAUACUACAGCAGCAACUAUACAAUGGGCCAUUGCAGAGCUAAUCAACAAUCCAAAGAUACUGAAGAAGCUAAGAGAGGAGAUAGACUCAGAGGUGGGAUCAAGCAGGCUAGUUAAAGAAUCAGACAUCCAAAAUCUUCCAUACUUGGAAGCCAUCGUCAAAGAAACACUGAGAAAGCAUCCUCCAGGACCCUUACUCCGUAGAGAAUGUAACACAGACACCAAGAUCAAUAAAUAUGAGAUAGAAACAGGUACUAAGAUCCUCGUCAAUGCCUAUGCCAUCAUGCAGGACCCUAACAUCUACAAUGAACCUGAUAAGUUCAUACCAGAGAGGUUCUUGGUAGAUCAUCAAGAAAUGGACUUUUAUGGUCAGGAUCUUCAUUUCCUUCCAUUUGGUAGCGGAAGGAGAGCUUGCAUUGGAAUAUCACAUGCUUUGAUUGUGACAAAUGUGACGAUUGCAUCUCUCAUACAGUGUUUUGAUUGGAAGUUGAAAGAUGGAGACAAAUAUGAUAUUAAAUUAACCACUGGAUAUUCUGGAGCUAUGGCACUCCCUCUUGUGUGUUAUCCCAUCACACGUUUUGAUCCCUUCAAGGAAUAAUGCCUAGAAGCAAGCAAUUGCCCUCUAUUGUCUUUCCCUUUCCUUACCAAAUAAAAAAG